Molecule: messenger RNA, 1491 nt
Organism: Mercenaria mercenaria
Lineage: Eukaryota; Metazoa; Mollusca; Bivalvia; Venerida; Veneridae
Exons: 4
Coding region: 201-1043 (280 amino acids)
Source: RefSeq, a predicted model, not a curated record
GAUCAUACAAGCUGUAUUUCGGUUAUGUUUAGGCGGUCUGUUGGCUCAGCCAGUAUCUCAGGACUUUUUACUAGCGUAUACUAGUACCAGCUUCUUCUCCACAACUAAAGGGGAACAUCACAUCUCGUCUCAAACACAACCAGUACAACGAUUCGUGACUGUGAUCUUUAUAUUCAAAUUACAGUUUGUACGAAGAACAAAUGAAGAUUAUAAAUCACAUUGCACUGGUGGCUGGACUAUGUGUAUGUGUGGAUGGACACGGGAGGCUAACACAACCCCCAUCAAGAUCCACAAUGUGGAGGUUUGGGUAUAAUACUCCACACAACUACAAUGACAACCAGCUUUUCUGUGGAGGAUUUUCGGUUCAAUGGAAUCAAAAUGGCGGAAAAUGCGGAGUUUGUGGGGACAACAUCAAAGAUAAAAUUCGCGAAAACGAGGCACCGGAUGGCAAGUACGCAACUGGUACAAUUGUUGCUAAAUAUGAAGUCGGCCAAAUGAUGGAAAUCAAAGUCCAUAUCACUGCCAACCAUAAAGGUUGGUUCGAGUACAGACUUUGUCGUAACGACAACUCUAGAGCGGCCGUAACACAAGAUUGUUUUGAUCAGAAUCUUCUCGCAGACGAGAGCGGUGCCACAAGAUUUACCAUAACCUCCUCUAUGUUUCAUAUUUCCCAUUGGGUCAAGCUGCCUGACGGUUUAAGCUGCAGCGCAUGUGUUCUCCAGUGGAAAUACAAUACCGGAAACAGCUGGGGUAAAGAUGAAAAGGGCAAAGGUUGCAUUGGAUGUGGACCACAAGAACAGUUUUAUGGUUGCGCAGAUAUUGCGAUCGGAGCAGACGAUAUUGAAAUUCCGGCACCAAACGGCGAUGUCGUCGUGCCUGACGGUGAUGUAGACGAGAGAGAAGAAAUAGAUAAAACAGACGAAUACAACAGUAAUGGAGAAUGCAUGUGUAAAUGCGCCCUGACGUCAGGGGCUAUGAACAUAUCAAUAAUUUCCGGCACAUUAUGUUGGAUCAUUGUACAAGCACUGUACAUUGCACUGUAAAAAGAUCAUUUAGAAAAAAUGCAAAAGUUGCUGAGUGUCAAAAUUAACUUUGAAUACUUUUUUAGCAUCGCCUGUACUCUCCUAGACUUUGUCCCUGUACUCAGAUCUAUAGACGUCGAACCAUUUCUAGUAACUGCGCCUUUCAAAAGGGACUAGCCUAAAAGGAAAAUGAAGUAAAUUCCACUCCUAUUUUGUUUCUGUUCUUGCAAAAUCGGACCCGCGGACAGCGGUUAAGCAGUAAGACACUAUAUAUUUUUUUCCGAAGUUAUAGAUCUACCUGAUUUCAUUCGCUUCACCUAAGUUUCAUCUUUUUACAUUCAGUCGCUCGGCGGAGUAACGAUUUUCAAUGGCCGAUAGACGUGAGAUCUUGUCUGUAUUAUGUGUAAAACUGUUAAAUUAUCAUUUGCUAUGAAAUACUAUGUAGAUGAUUAAACAAGUUUAAACCAAA